Molecule: messenger RNA, 393 nt
Organism: Phytophthora infestans T30-4
Lineage: Eukaryota; Oomycota; Peronosporomycetes; Peronosporales; Peronosporaceae
Exons: 2
Coding region: 1-393 (130 amino acids)
Source: RefSeq, a predicted model, not a curated record
AUGCAGGACCGCAAGGACGCAGAGCUGGCGCCUCUACGCACAAAGAAGACCGCAGCGAGUGCUGAGGUGCAGACGUUACGUCAGAAACAAGAGGAGCUUGAGACGCAGUUGCGUGCCGUGAAGAGUGAAUUGCAACGCGCAGUUGGAGAGCAGCACCAAGCGGACGAGGAUAUGCGUGCAGUUGAAGAGCGCUUCAUCGCUGACACUGCGCGCUUCCGCGCCGAGCACCAACACGUCACGCGGCGAUUCUCCCGCGCGCAACGUCGUCGCGUCAUAUCGACCGAGGUGAGCCGAGUGGAGAGUGAAGUGCGUCAGGCACGACUCGCCCACAGCCAAGUGCACACGCUUCGUGCCAAGCAAACAGCUUCGAAUUGCCUUGUGUCAAGUUUAUGA